This is a messenger RNA of Papaver somniferum (opium poppy), 558 nucleotides long. RefSeq lists its product as uncharacterized. The transcript has a single exon. The coding region runs from base 1 to 558 and encodes 185 amino acids. Lineage: Eukaryota; Viridiplantae; Streptophyta; Magnoliopsida; Ranunculales; Papaveraceae. The record is from RefSeq and is a predicted model, not a curated record. Gene Ontology annotation, molecular function: nucleic acid binding; RNA-DNA hybrid ribonuclease activity.
AUGUUACAUGAAGAUGUGCCUGGUGAGUUUCCAGAAAUUUUGGUCACUAAAGAAGAGACGUGGCUUUUAUACUUUGAUAGGUCUGUCACCCAUAGAAACGACACUGGAGGAGCGGGCGUAGUGCUAGUGUCUCCAUCUGGUGAUGUCUUCUCACACUCAUUCAAGAUGGAUUUUCAUUGCACCAACAAUUCAGCGGAAUAUGAAGCUUUCUUACUAGGCCUGUCCUUGGCCAAGGAAGCAGGAGAAACACACCUUGAGAUAAGAGGAGACUCAAAACUACUGGUUAAUCAAAUGAACGGAGCACACUCUCUCAGAGAAAUCAUACUCGCUCCAUUCAGAUCUGAAGCUCAGCGGAUAUUAACUCAUUUUGCUGAUGCAACGAUUGUUCACAUUGGAGAACCAACAACAGGCAUGCUGAUUGUCUGGCAACUCUCGCUUCCAAACUACAAUUCGAGGGAGAAAUCACAAAACAGAGGUGCGCUGUGUCAUCUACUUGUCUUGCUCAAGUCGAAGACAUUCAAGCGAACGAUUGGAGGGAGCCUAUUAUUCAUGAACUGA